Oryza brachyantha (malo sina) is the source of this 3631-nucleotide messenger RNA. RefSeq names its product GATA transcription factor 11-like. The coding region runs from base 2387 to 3631 and encodes 414 amino acids. The transcript is spliced from 3 exons. Gene Ontology annotation, biological process: regulation of DNA-templated transcription. The record is from RefSeq and is a predicted model, not a curated record. Lineage: Eukaryota; Viridiplantae; Streptophyta; Magnoliopsida; Poales; Poaceae. Gene Ontology annotation, molecular function: sequence-specific DNA binding; zinc ion binding.
UCUGAGGCUAGCUGUAGUCGUCUCUUUCGUGCCGUUCCAGCUCGAUGCAUCGUCUCUUUUCUCCCCUCACGCGCGUGCCGUGCAGGUCGUGUGUGUGUAAAAGGAGGUACUGGUAGAGGAGUGGGAGUGGAUCUCCACUCCGCCAUAGCUAGCAGCUUCAACCUUUGCCUGCCUGUCUGCCUGUAUCCCAAACGUUCAAAACCCAGGAGCCAUUAGCCCAGCAACCAGACACCCUUGUCAUCUUUUUUUUUUUCCCUCUCUAUCUCUCUCGUUCUACAGCUGAAAGCUGUACUGGUUUCUUACCUUCCCUCACGUUCUCACACCCAUAUUUAAUCCUCCAUUAUUAUUAUUUUAUUAAUUAUUUUUUCAUCCCUAUAUACAAGAAGGGCUCACCUCUCCUCUCCCCUCCCUAGCUCUCAGAAUUGAAUUCCACCGACCCACGCACAUCUUUUUUUCCCCCUCUCCACCACCGUUCCAUUUUACCUCCACCUAUAUAGUUCUCCAGAAUUGCGCCAUCCCUCUGUCUUUAGGAGUACAGUGAAGUGCACAUCCAUAUAAUUGCGGUGGUGCAAGGCAGGCAGCAACUUUCUUCCUCCUCUCCGUCUGCUCUCUCUUUUUCCUGCUUCUGGAGCAACCAUGUCCAUGCAGGAGCUGUACUAGAUAGACUUAAGCUCGCAGCUGCUCCCUACUUGCAUACACACGCAUUCAAAUAGCCAGCAGACAGGCAGCCUCGCGAUCGGCAGCAGCAGCAGCAGCUAGCAAGUUAGAGUGCAACUGGAGGUAGCUAGAACGGAAGCAAAAGGAGCUUCUUUUUCGUGAGCCAAGCAAAGCUGAUCGAGGGAGAACCAGCCCCGGUGUUGAUCGAUCGGUGUGCGAGGAAACAGAGCAGUUUUUUUCCCCACACAGGUGAGCCUAGCCUCGCUGCUGCAUGUGAUGUGUUCCCCGCUUGCCGUUCUUUCCCAUUUCUACCUGCAAAUGGGCCGCCGGUUUGUCUUCAAAUUCAAAAAUGGCAAGAGAUGAUCGGAAAUUCAAACGCGCUUUGCAUUUUCGCGCGGCCAAAAUUCAUUGCCAUGUUUUUUGCACCAACUCUCCCGUUCAUUGCUGCUUCAUUCGUCUUCCCGACGAAAAUUUGAAGGUUAUCAGGAGGAAGAGGAAAGCCUCCGGUUUGGACUCUUUCUCAUCAAUUCUGAAGGUUUCCAAUUUUUCGCAACCAAAUUCAAAACUUGUGAGCGUAAAAUUGAAAAAAGGGGGAAGCUUCCGAUUGCAGCGUCAUGGUGGGCUACUAGAUAUUGGAUAGAGUCUGGAAAAACUGGAUGGGAUUGUCAGAUUUCACACGUAUACUGUUCUUAUUCCAAGCUUUUUCCACCGCGUCCCUGAUUUUGUACUUUUGCAACCCCCAUAAAUUUCCAGUCUGGAUUAUCUGGAAGAAGACGAGGGACGCGGUGAGAAAAAGAAAAAAAAUGUGCAGACUUUGGAGGAUAAAAUUACUUCAUAAUAGUACCAACGCCGGCAGCUGUAAAAAAAACUAUAAAGAUUCUUUCCAUUGCCGCCAUGGCAAGAUUCGUUUUGCAUGAUCCGUACUUGCUGAUCGGAAUGGCCGCGCGAUUGAUGCGCAGAAAGAAAAUGAGGAAUUCCUCGGUUUUUUCACCCGAGGACUUUGGCAAUAAUUAGAUGCUUUUACCGAGGGAGGGGGCCCUUUGGCCAUGUGGCACGCCAAUGACGCGUCCGGGCCAAUAGUCCGCCUCCACGUCAGCCAAGCUGCUUUUUGACAAAUUCCUUGUGCUGGCCGCUUUGACUUUUACUACUACUACUCCUCCACCUCAUCCUUGGUGGUGAAUCAAUCAAACACAAGAGAAACGCCGGCCCUGAUUUUUAUUUUCCGUUUACUACUAGUAGUAGUUACUUUUAUUAUUUAUAAGGUAUUUAUUUUUCUUCUCAAGGAAGUACUACUAUACGCCACCAUGUAUUUAUACAGUAGCCAAUGCUAGUUGCUUCAGAAUAAAGAAAAAGAAAAUUCACCCGUCACAUGCGGGGUCACAUGGCGGGGGUGGGUGGGCCCCACCCGUCAUCAUGCACCGCAUACAUAUGGAGCCCGCUCCUGCCGUCACUUUGAAAAUAUAAUCUCUCUCCUCUCUCCUCUCUCUCUCCUGCAGCCUUUUUGAUUUACACCUCACACACGCAGAUAGAUAGAUAGAUUGCCGUUCUAGUAGUAGCGGCAGUAGAUUAGAAACGCCUCGUCACCUAUCCAUUUCUGGCUGGUAGUGGGGUGGUGUUUUUGUGUAGCCAUUUAUACGAAUUUCAUCGAAUCAUAUCUUUGGAAUUAAUUGAUAUUUUGUUUUCUCGAAUAGGCUGCGUCGUUGCGCAGAUUGUGACUCGGUAGGCGGCAAUGGCGGGCGUUGGAUUCGUGGAGGAGAUGCUGCGGGAGCAGAGCCUCCUGGAGGCGACGUGCGGCGACCUGUUCGACCACAUCGAGGACCUGCUCGACUUCCCCAAGGAGGAGUCGGCGGCCGACGUGCUCCUGCUCGACGCGCCGGCGCCCGGCAGCCCGCUGACGUCGCGCAUCAUCGACGUCGGCGGCCGUGGCGCCGUGGCGGCGGCGCCCCCGCCGUCGGGGCAGAUGAUGGCGCUGCCUCCCCCGCCGGCCCCCGCCAAGGACGACGCCGCGGGGCUGUUCGACGCCGUGGCGUUCGACCGCAAGGACGCGCACAUUGGCUCGUGUGAUGACCUGGACAUGGACAUGGCGCAGCUGGAGUGGCUGUCGGAUCUGUUCGACGAUGGAACCAUCCCGCACGAGCCGAGCUUCCCCGGGGCCAACUGCGCGGCGCCGAUCAAGGCGUCCGCGCUGGCGGCCAACGCCGGCGUCGUGCUGCCGGACAAGAUGGAGGAGGCGCUGUUCCGUAGCUCCAGCCCCAUCUCGGUGCUGGAGCACAGCGGGUUCAAUGCUGCCCCCAAUGGGGGGUCGUCGUCGUCGUCUUCGUCGUCGGCGUCCUCGUCGUCGGAGUCGUUCUCGGGCAAUGGCCACGCGUGGUCUGCCCCCGUCUCGCCGCGCCCGGAGCCGCCUGUGCUCAUCAUCCCGGCGCGGGCACGCAGCAAGCGGUCCCGCCCGUCCGCGUUCCCGGCCGUUCGCACCUCGCCGGCUGAGACGGAGACCACCAUCCUCGUGCCGACGCCGAUGUACUCGUCCACCUCGUCGCACUCGGAUCCCGAGAGCAUUGCCGAGUCCAGCCCGCACCCGCCGCCGAUGAAGAAGAAGAAGAAGGCCAAGAAGCCGGCCGCCCCCGCCACCUCCGACGCCGACGGCGAGGCCGAUGCCGACGGGGACGCCGACUACGAGGAAGGCGGCGCGCGCGCGCUCCCGCCGGGCACCGUGCGGCGGUGCACGCACUGCCAGAUCGAGAAGACGCCGCAGUGGCGCGCGGGUCCCCUCGGCCCCAAGACGCUCUGCAACGCCUGCGGCGUGCGCUACAAGUCCGGCCGCCUCUUCCCGGAGUACCGCCCGGCGGCCAGCCCCACCUUCGUGCCGUCCAUCCAUUCCAACUCCCACAAGAAGGUGGUCGAGAUGCGCCAGAAGGCUACACGGAGCGCCGACGCGUCCUGCGACCUCCUGCAGUACAUCCGCCGCCGGGACUAA